Messenger RNA from Labeo rohita (rohu), 2896 nucleotides. RefSeq lists its product as uncharacterized. The record is from RefSeq and is a predicted model, not a curated record. Gene Ontology annotation, cellular component: lysosome; late endosome; phagocytic vesicle. Gene Ontology annotation, molecular function: GTP binding; GTPase activity. NCBI's taxonomy places the organism in Eukaryota, Metazoa, Chordata, Actinopteri, Cypriniformes, Cyprinidae. Bases 133 to 762 code for a protein of 209 amino acids. The transcript is spliced from 5 exons. Gene Ontology annotation, biological process: phagosome-lysosome fusion; endosome to lysosome transport.
GCCAUGUUUUCUUAUGGAUCCGUGAUACGAACAGGACAUUACAGUCUGUUAAAUGCAGAAUGAAGAAGUGUUGACUGAGAUGAGUUCCUUCAUGACCUCCUUUCAUUGAAGACAGCUUUGGUUAUUUUUAUCAUGACAGAGUGGAGCACACCACACUUGAAAAUCAUUCUUAUCGGAAACUCUGGAGUGGGAAAAUCUUCAUUUAUGACCCGGUUUGUCGACCAUCGUUUUACAAAUUUGUAUCGUGCCACAGUUGGGGUAGAUUUCCUUACCAAAGAAAUCACUAUUGAUAGAAGAUCAGUGAUCCUCCAGCUGUUUUUGCACCAGAUCUGGGACACUGCAGGAACAGAGAGGUUUCACUCCCUGGGUACCACGCUAUAUCGUGGAGCACACUGCUGCCUCCUAGUGUUUGAUGUUACCUCCUCCGUCUCCUUUGAUGCACUAGAAGUCUGGAAGAAAGAGUUCCUGGUGCAGGCAUCUCCUUCAGACCCCUCUGGAUUCCCUUUCAUAGUGCUCGGCAAUAAAAUUGACCUUGAUUAUCGAGAGGUGUCCACAAAUAAAGCCCAGCAGUGGUGCAGUGAAACCGGAGCUGAAUAUUUUGAAUGUAGUGCCAAGGAAGACAUUGGCGUGGACACGACCUUUUACAGUGCGGCACGAGCGGCCCUGCAGUAUCUCAAAAGUCACAGUGUGGAGAAUGGAGAAGACAUCCAGAUGAUACGGAAGCAACAGGAGAAGCAGCCAAGUAAAAAAUGCAAUUGUUGAAGCAAGGACAAACUCCUGUGCUACUGUCCAGUGUUAAGGCCGGUUCACACCAAGGAUCAUAAUUAUUAUAACUAUACAGUUGAGGUCAAAAGUUUACAUAUACCUGGCAGAAUCUACAAAAUGUUAAUUUUACAGAAAUAAAAGGGAUCAUACAAAAUGCAUGUUAUUUUUUAUUUAGUACUGACCUGAAUAAGAUUCUGAUAAGUUCCAUAAAAAUCAUGUUAUAUAGAGAAAAUAAUAGUAAAAAUGCCCCUGUUCAAAAGUAUACAUACUCUUGGUACUGUUUUUACCUGAAUGAUCUACAACUGUUUUUUUUUUUUUUAGUAAAAGCUGUUCAUGAGUCCCUUGUUUCUCCUGUUAACAGUUAAACUGCCUGCUGUUCUUAAAAAAAAAAAUCCUUCAGGUCCAUAAUUUUUUGGUUUUUCAGCUUUUUUGUGUAUUUGAACCCUUUCCAACAAUGAGUGUAUGAUUUUGAGAUCCAUCUUUUCACACUGAGGACAACUGAGGGACUCAUAUGCAACUAUUACAGAAGGUUCAAACACUCACUGAUGCUUCAGAAGGAAACACGAUGCAUUAAAAACUUUUGAAUAGAAUGAAGAUGUGUACAUUUUUCUUAUUUUGCCUAAAUACUAUAUUUUUUCAUUUAGUACUGCCCUUCAGAAGCUACUUGCAUGUUUCCCAGAAGACAAAAUAAGUAAAAUUUACCCUGAUCUUCAAGUGCAAAAGUUUUCACCCCCUGGCUCUUAAUGCAUCAUGUGUCUGUAGCAUCAGUGAAUGUUUGAACCUUCUGUAAUAGUUGCAUAACCAUAGUUGAGUCCCUCAGUUGUACUCUGUAAAAAGAUGUCAGUCGUUGGAAAGGGUUUUAUUGGUAAUUUUGCUAUUAACAAACCGUUUCACCUGAAUAAACUGCUAAUUUGCUGCUUAUUAAUAGUUAAAGUUAGUUGUUAAAUUAAGGUAUUGUAUUAGGGAUGUAGAAUAUGGUCAUUCAGAAUAUGUGCUUUAUAAGUACUAAUAAAGAGUCAAUAAUAGGUAUGCUAAUAAGCAAGUUAAUAGUGAGAAUUGGUCCCUAUGCUAAAGUUUUACCCCUUUUCACAAUAAAAUAGCAUUGAUCUUGCUUGAUGCAUGUGUAAAAGACUUUUAUAUAAAAAUACAACCUCAUGAACUACUUCAUAUCAAUACUAUGCUGGGAUAUCAUUCCUUUAUUUCAGCAGAAAUACCUCCAUUUUAAAUGCAAACAAGUUAACAGCCUUAUCUGGAAAGAGUUUAACCAAAUAUAACUACUCAAAUUCACAGCAUUUCUGGAAGGCAGCAGGGGUGGAACGAACUCUCACGAUGCGCUGCGUGAAACGAAAAGAAAUUGGUCGAAAUUAAUCAGGGAGACAGUUGAUAUAUUUCUGUUUCUUUUAUAAGUCAAGACAAAAAAGGCAAUCAGGAGAUGACCCACAUGUAAAAACGUUGUACAGGUAAAUAUAUAAAAGGCCAGGAUAUCAUCUUCACUUCUUGCGUUAUGAAUGAACUAUAUUACAGUCGAAUCCGAACUUGGCUUUCACCAAGAGUGAGUACAGCCAUCCUCACCCACAUGGAGACAUACAGGUAUACACUAAACAUUUACUUUGCAUACCUCUCAGAUAAUCAAAAAAAAGUAGAAAUUUAUCUUCACAUGAACAACUUCCUUCACAAUCUAGGGCAGAGAAAAUUCUACAAAGUUAUGUUGUGAAAAAGUUAAGAGGACAAGCCAGAGGAAGGGGAAAAAGCUGAGUGUUUACUAAUAAAUGGCGGUUUGAUAAGGUGAGGAAUUUAAAACAAAAAACAAACAAAAAAAAAAAAAGUUACGAUUUUUACAUCUCAAGGUUUGGCAUACACAAACAGAGUGGAAACAAGCGUAGAAAUACGCAGUAAACAAAGUAAAAGCCCUUCAGAUGUUUACAUUUGUUUACAUCCUUUUCAGUUGUAGCACAUCACCACUCAGCUUGAGCACAUAUGCAAUGUCUUUCCUUAUGAAAAACUACUUGACAAGAGAACGGCCCAUCCAAAAGCCCUUCUUCCCACAAAUCCUUAAACCAACGGGGAUGGCCAAGAAUUUUUAAAACAAAAAAAAAAAAAUAAAAGUAGUGAGUUAAAAAAAAAAAAAAAA